AUGACGAGGGUUUAUGUCGGGAAUUUGGACCCGCGAGUCUCCGAAAGGGAACUCGAAGAUGAAUUUAGGAUCUUCGGUGUUCUUCGCAAUGUCUGGGUUGCUCGUAGGCCUCCAGGCUACGCUUUCCUUGAAUUCGAUGACGAGAGAGAUGCUUUGGAUGCAAUUAGGGCACUCGAUGGGAAGAAUGGGUGGCGUGUGGAGCUUUCUCACAAAGAUAAGGGAGCUCGUGGAGGCGGAGACCCGCGCAGCAGUAUUGCAGACUCCAAGUGCUAUGAGUGUGGCGAACCUGGGCAUUUUGCUCGUGAGUGUCGCCGAGGUCGGGGCUAUGGGAGGCGUAGAAGCCCUAGCCCUCGCCGUCGUAGGAGUCCAAGCUAUGGAUAUGCACGAAGGAGUAUCAGCCCUCGUGGAAGAAGAUCUCCUCCAAGACGUCGCAGUGUAACACCACCUCGCCGUGGAAGAAGCUACAGCAGAUCCCCACCAUAUCGUGGUUCACGCCGUGAUUCUCCUCGUCGCCGAGACUCUCCUUACGGCAGACGUUCACCAUAUGCCAAUGGUGACAUCUUAUUAGACACUUUGGAUUUGGAAUUCUCCUUCAAGCUUGUUCUCCAACAGCUGUCUGACUUAGUUCUCGUUAACCUGGAGUACUGUAGACCAUGUUGGCUUUGCUGUCUUCAGCAUGCUUGA
This is a messenger RNA of Arabis nemorensis, 684 nucleotides long. NCBI's taxonomy places the organism in Eukaryota, Viridiplantae, Streptophyta, Magnoliopsida, Brassicales, Brassicaceae. The record is from the annotation of a GenBank genome assembly.